Molecule: messenger RNA, 1170 nt
Organism: Eimeria tenella
Lineage: Eukaryota; Apicomplexa; Conoidasida; Eucoccidiorida; Eimeriidae
Product: ankyrin repeat-containing protein, putative
Exons: 5
Coding region: 1-1170 (389 amino acids)
Molecular function (GO): protein binding
Source: RefSeq, a predicted model, not a curated record
AUGGUGGGGCCUGAGCAGCAGCAGGAGACCGAAGCAGCAGCAGAAGCAGCAGCAGCAGCAGAUGCUGCAGCAGCAGCAGCAGCAGAAGGAGCGUCGCGGCUGCUGGAGUGUUUGUUUAGCCCAGAUGCAGCAGAACAACUUGCUGCUGCUGAUCCCAAGGAUUUGCUGCUGCUGCAGCAGCAGGAAGUAGCAGAUGUGCUGCUGCGGCAUGCAGUGAGGGACGAGCACAGCGACAAAGACACGCUGAAGCUGCUGCAGAUCUUGCUGCUGCAGCAGCAGCAGGGAGAAGCAGCAGCAGCAGCAGCAGCACGUGCCAAUGUGGAUCAGAAGGUGGUGGACCUGCUGCUGCUGCCGCAGCAGCAGCAGCAGCAAACCGUGCCAGUGGAGUGUCUGUGCGGGGUGGCCGUCACCGUCACAGGGGGCGUCUUCUCCUGCAGCAGCAGCAGCAGCAGCAGCAGCGGGGGAGCAGCAGCAGCAGGGGCUGCGUGCCGCAUGCUAAACCCCAGCGUGUCGCUGCAUGCGCUGACGCAGGCGCUGUUUUGCUGCUGCUGCCAAGGCAAGCUGCGCUGUUUGCUGCUGCUGGAGCGCUGCUGCAGCGUUGCUGCUGCUGAUUUGCUGCUGCUGCAGCAAGGCCGAGGCACUUUAGUGCAUGCAGCAGCAAUGGGCGGCUCCAGGGCCACGCUGCAGCGCCUCCUCACUGCCCACAAACUCUCACCCCGCGGGCCGCUCGAGUCGGCGAACUACAACGAGCCGAUUCACCUCGCUGCGCACUGCGGAAGGACUUUUGCAGUUUUGUCUUUAAUUGAAUUCGGAGCUCCUUUGGAGUGUCUGGACAGACACCAGAGAACCCCCGCCUUCCACGCUGCUGCCAACGGCCACCUGUCCACCCUCAAAACCCUCGAGGCCAUGGGCGCAAACCUCCGAGCUGUGGACGCGGACGGGAUUUCACUUUUGGAGGAAGCAAAAAACAAAAGAAACAUUAGAGACGGGAGAGACCGCGAGGGGAUUUAUUUGCUGCUGCUGGACAAGGAAGCAGCAGCAGCAAAUGAAGACGCUGCAGCAGCAGCAGCAGCAGCAGCAGCGGGGGACGGGCCUGCAGCCAGGAGCAAAAGAGCUCGAGACGAAGCCGCCGCGCAAACCCUAAACCCUACCUUAAACCCUAAUUCCUAA